Molecule: messenger RNA, 1749 nt
Organism: Patella vulgata (common limpet)
Lineage: Eukaryota; Metazoa; Mollusca; Gastropoda; Patellidae
Exons: 2
Coding region: 1-1749 (582 amino acids)
Biological process (GO): regulation of DNA-templated transcription
Molecular function (GO): DNA binding
Source: RefSeq, a predicted model, not a curated record
AUGUUUUUAGACGAACGGCAACGUUUAGCACAGUUUUCUCCACUGCCUCCGAGCAUCAUGUCUUCUCAAGGUUUGUCUUUCCUUCCAACGAUGUCUCAUUCGACUCCGGUGAAUAUAUUACAAAGACCACAAGCAAUGUUACCAGGACAUUUAUCUCCCUUGAAUUACAGCAAGUUAUCUCCAGUUGGUACAAGCAGUGGUCAAUCUGAUCGACCGUAUCAACCACUGUCUUUGUCAACUACAAGUCCAGACUCUGCAUUCAGUCCUGUAAACAGAUCCAGAGAUUCGUCUAUGAACUUAUCACCAUUGAGCCACAGUUAUUCACCCUUGAAUCAGUCCGCAGUGACGCCACCUACUGGGUAUUUGGGUCGUUUACGAUCGCAUCCAAUGUUUCAAGACCUACAGCGGUUUCUUGCACAAGAAUGUAAUCAUUUACAGGUGCCAGCAAGUCUUAUCACUAGUAACUGGAACUUAGACCAUCUUCAGUCAGCUACAUCACCAAGCUCUGUAGAAACAUCCCGAGAUCAUGCCACUUCUUCAAGUCAACAAGUUUAUGCCCUUCACAUGCAACUUCAAGACCGAUUCCUUCGUCUCCAUGGUGAUAAUGAUCUUCACGAAACCAGUAGAAAGAUGGAAAGUCUUUACUGUUCAGAAGUUGGACGUAUUGAGAUGCAGCGCUAUCAAUCACUGUGCACCAGCUACACAGAGUCAAGUAAAUAUGCUGUUAACAUCCAUUACAACAAAGAGAGGAUAGCUCUUGUCGAAAAAUUACAAAAAGAAGUAGACAUUAUAACCAAGUUACCACCUACCACUUCAACACCAAUUACCAGUCUUCGCCAAUCAGGCUUUGCAUCAAGAGAUGCAUCUUCAUCUACCAACAGCACCUUCAACGAAAUCAACUCUGCUCCAAGACCAGCUGAUGCUCAGUCACAUUCUAGUUCAGCAUCUUUAUCUGAAGGCUUCCCAUCUACCUCUACCAGUUCCAUGAGCAUUUCCUCAAGUUCUUCUGCAUCUUCCAACAGUUCCAUAAAUAGUGCUACAUCUUCCAUCAGCUCCUUAAACAGUGCUUCUGCUUCCAUCAUUACCAGUCCAGAAACCAAUUCAUCCAAAGAAUCAAUUGAGGAGACUCCUGUUACCAGAUCCAGAACAGGUCGUCUACUGAGUCCUGAGACCAUCAGAAUGCUAAGCAACUGGUACGACGCACACAUGACCUACCCAUACCCAAAUGAUGAAGAUGUCGAAGAACUUGCUACUAGAGGGGGCAUUACCCACGGUCAGGUUAGAAAAUGGUUAGCAAAUAAACGAGUUCGAUCAUUUAACACGCUGUCCAUCACUGGUAACGACCAUCCAAUCAAAUAUAAGUAUCGUGGCAAGAAAGGAGCAGACACGUCUACAGAAACACAUGCUUCUCGUCGCCCUCAGUACAAACUACUCAGUUCUGCAGCAAAGAAUAUCUUAAACGACUGGUAUGAAUGCCACAGUGAACAUCCAUAUCCAACGGACGAAGAAAAAGAAGAUUUAGCAGAGAAGGCAGGAGUAUCACCAGCUCAAGUAAAGUCAUGGUUUGCCAACAAGAGAAGUCGUACCAACAAUACCAAACGACAAGUGCCUAAUUAUUUCAUCAAGAAAUUUCCUGGAUACACACCAAUUGUUGAGAUGGUUAGCGAACAGAGAGCCGCACGUAAAACUACUGGAAAAACGAUUGAACGAGUUCGCAUGGAUCUCUAUCAACCUUGUAAUAUGGCUUAA